Molecule: messenger RNA, 468 nt
Organism: Corticium candelabrum
Lineage: Eukaryota; Metazoa; Porifera; Homoscleromorpha; Homosclerophorida; Plakinidae
Product: Krueppel-like factor 10
Exons: 2
Coding region: 1-468 (155 amino acids)
Biological process (GO): regulation of transcription by RNA polymerase II
Molecular function (GO): RNA polymerase II cis-regulatory region sequence-specific DNA binding; DNA-binding transcription factor activity, RNA polymerase II-specific
Source: RefSeq, a predicted model, not a curated record
AUGUCGACAGUCACACCGAAUGUGCUACCAUGGCCAGUGAUAAAUGGAUCUUGCAUGCCUACUCAUCCGACUGUCUUUGCCGUUUGUCCGAUCAUGCCUCGGCAGUUUCCACAAGACCGUCACUACUCAUUGCAUAGUCAUGAUCAAACCGUGCAGCCUGCAUCUUUCCAUCAGGAAGAAAAAGGCGAGAAACCUUACGUGUGCAAGUGGGAAGGCUGCGAGAAAAAGUUUUCCCGCUCUGACGAGUUGGCGCGACACAAUCGCACGCACACCGGCGAGAAACCGUACGGAUGUCCCGUCUGCGGACGACACUUCAUGCGGAGCGAUCACUUCACGAAGCACGGGCGAUCUCAUCUCGUCGCGAAGGAGGUGCCCGCAUGGAAACUCGAAAUCGAACGACUCAAUCAGAUGGCACAACUGAAAUCAACCACUUCCGUGUCUCAAGCAGAUGAUACAAAGACAUUCUAA